Bacillus rossius redtenbacheri is the source of this 4622-nucleotide messenger RNA. Its product is annotated as myosin-11-like. The transcript is spliced from 17 exons. NCBI's taxonomy places the organism in Eukaryota, Metazoa, Arthropoda, Insecta, Phasmatodea, Bacillidae. The record is from RefSeq and is a predicted model, not a curated record. Bases 98 to 2548 code for a protein of 816 amino acids.
UAUAUAUGUACUAUAAACACAAUAUUUAUUUGUGCUAAAACUGUCUUACUUUGGAGUGAUUCACUAUUCUAAACCAGGCCCAGAUGAUGGAAAAGUGAUGGAAUUACACAGGCAACUACAGAAGGCAGACAUGGCGGUUUCAGAUGCGCAGUUGAAGGUCACCAACAUGAGGAAACAGCUGUACGAAGCAAAACCUGAUGGACUUGCGUCAGACAAGGCUACAAGAUUGCAUCAGGAAGUGACUGAGUUGAAGCGACAGCUGGAACUGUCGCAAUCAAAGCUUCACAAAGCCCAGAAGGAGGUCUCGAAUCAGUCAGAAAUCAUAGAGCUCAUGACGGACUCAGCCAAUGUGCACAGCUCCAUCAUCAGCGAUCUUGAAGGCAGGAUUCAGGCAUAUGAAAAGGAAAUUAUUGGUAAUGAAGAAAAGAUAAAAAUUCUCUCUACUGCUCUGGCAGACGAGAAGAGAGAGUCUGCCAGCCUGCAGGAGGCGGCGGCCAGCUCGCAGCAGCAGCUGCAGCAGCUGAAGGGCAAGGACGUUGACCACGGUAGUGUUGCUGCCUGCGCGAGCUCGCAUGGUGUGCCGGGAGCGAGGCAGUUAACUCCUGAUUGCUUUCUUAGAGACUGUGUCAUAAAGAAUCUCCACUUGGACGUAAAUGAAAUUUCACUUCAGUACAGAGAUUGCUAUAGCGAGGUGGUGCGGCAAGAAGACAUCCUCUCAACUCUGAGGGACGAGAAUCUGGAGCUGAGGGUGCAGACAUACCAACUGCGGCAGGAGGUCGGCCGCUUGGAGGCGAAACUCGCCCACCUCAGUAAGGAGGCAGCCAAAGGAAGGAAGGAAGCAAUUUCUGAAAGUCAAAAGCAGUCUCAGGCACUCAUUAAAGAGUUGGAGUUAUGUAGAGAGCAGAAUGAGUUACUCAAGAACAAUGAAGAGGCUUCUGAUACUAAACUUGUAAACCUACAGGUUCAAAUUAGUUGUCUGAGCGAAGAGAACAAAACACUUCAAGAGCGUCUAGAAAUCUCUACAUCUGUUGUGCAUGAACUAGAAGGAUCUGUGCGUGAUUGGUCGGAGCGCGCAGAGGAACUGACUGCGGAAGUCUCCUCGCUCCGGGAGACCGACAGGAAGAACGAGGUUCUUCUGAGCGAUUGCGAACUGGACAAGCAGGACUUGGCGAAAGAGCUGGACGAGUGUUCAGCUCAGCUGAGCCGCUACGCCUCGAAACUGCACUCCGUCGUGGUGGAGAGGGACGAGUUGAAGCAGCGGCUGGACGCAGCGAACAAGAGCGUCGGCGAAGUGGCAGAGCUGGAGGCAAAGUUACGCUCCCUGCACGAUGACUUGACCUUUGCUACUGAAACAGUCCAAGGUCAAGAGGAAGUCAUCGAGAAGCUAACCGGCGAGAAGGCAGCAUGUGCUGAGGAACUGGAAGACGUGACCCGCAAGCUAGUUUGCCUGGAGUCCGAGGCGAAGACCCUCCGUCAGACGGUGAGCGACCAGCAAGAUGAGCUGAAGGAAAUGAAGGAUGCCACCAACGAGGUGGUCCAGCUGGAACGUGAAGUAACCAACUUGCGUGAGGAACUGGUGUCUGCCAGGACACAGCUGGCCAAGAAAGAGAACCAGAUCCGCACGCUGACUUCAGGUAAGACUGCAGAUGCAGCUGUGACGAGCGAGCUGGAGAACACGCGGAGGGCGUGCGCGCAGCUAACCGCCGAGGGAGAAGCAAAGAGCGAGGAGCUGAUGGACAUGGUAACAAAGCUGGAGAAAGCUGAGUCGGAGCUGCGGAGACUGUGUCUGUCCGAGGAGGAGAUGUACAGGGCGCUGAGUGCUUGCGAGUCCAUGCUGUCGGAGCGAGAAGCCAGGCUGCACGACCUUCAGCAGAGACUGGUAGACGUUGAGCGCGAAAAGGUUACAAGACUCAAGAGAGCCUCUUCAGAUCUUAUGAGACCAAAACUUUGUAAUGAAACUCUGAGAAAGUCCUUGGAAGCAAAGUUGCGGGGGCUUACCCGAUCAGAAGAAGAGAUCAGGAUUUUAAAAUCACAGAUCAAAGCUCAGCAAGAGGAACUGGAAGCAUACAAAAGCCUGGAACUUCAGUAUCAACAGCUAAUGAUUCAAGCAGACUCUCAGGCUCUCCGGGAAGUGAGCGUGGAACUGCAUGUGUGGGCGCAGCAGAAUGCAGCUCUCCAGAUGGAAGUGCACACCUUGCAGAAGAGGAAUGACAGGCUGGCGCUGGACUUGAGGCUCGCACAGAAAGCCUUGCAAGACUCUGCAAAUACUAACUUGGUUGCUCAGAGAAGCUACAGCAAGCAGGUGCAGGACCUAUCACAGGCCAGUUUGCAGCACCAAGUGCUUCUGAAGCAGUUUAGUGACAAGGCGGAACAGUUGCAAGAAGAAGUGGCUACCCUGCAGACGACUAAGGCAGCUUUGUUGGACAGGAACUCCUUCCUGGAGAAGUCCAGCAGCAGCCUGCUGAGUGAGUUACGUGGCCUGAAGUCCCGUGUGCAAGAACAUGAGCAGCAGGUACAGAGUACACACAUACCCUGUUUUAUCGCAUAAUCAUAGCACCCAUAUUUUAGGGCGUCAAAAUUUGGAUAAUCGUCGCAUGAUGUUUUUGGUUCCGCUAUUAGAUUCCGAGCGCUUUGUGUAGGUAUCUUUUCCAUACAAAACAAUGUACAGUAGAAUCUCGUUAUAGCGAGCACGGUAAUAGCGAGAACAUGGCUAUAACGAGGUAUUUUUGAGGAAUUUACGGCGUGAUCGCUUGAAGCGCGCUUUUGUUAUUUGUCUGCUUUAUCUCCACCCCUCUCGCUCGCCACUAGACAUCUUGCCGUUGACGCCUGUCACAUUCUUCAGCCGUGCAGUCGCCACCUAAGUGCGUGGCUUAAAAAUAGAAUCCCAUCCUUUCUUUCUUUUAUCAAACUUCCGUUAGUUAUCUGUGCCGUGUGUAGACAAAGUUUGAGAUUGGAACAGAAACAACGUAAGAAAGUAUUUUUUACAAAUUAGAAAUAUGUAUGUUUUUGUUUUUAUAAUCGCGUAUUUUCACGUUUUUUGUUGUUGUUAUCUUAAAAGAGAUAAUAUUAAAAAGCCGCUCUAUUGAGAUUUAAUUGUUUCUUGGUUAACAAAAACUAUUAAUUAUCAAUUAUUGUUAAUUGUUUAUAUUCUAUUUAUUAUUAUUUACGCGACGUCAUACUGUACGCGUACGCAAUACGACUGGAUUCGUUGCUGCAACAUAACAUAGCAUGUUAUGCGAUAUCAGAAGUAACGAGUAACGUAACGAUAGUAACGAGUACUAAUUGUUAUAGUAACGAAUACAUACGGGUACACAUUUUUUCGUUACUUUUACACCUCUAGUAGGCACUACGUACCGUAUUUAUUUUCGAAUCGCUAGGACAGUUUUCUUGUUACUUUUGUUUCGGUCAGUUUUUGAGGUAUCUGUCCGGGAAAGGGGUGGUGAAGGUUUGAGUUUAAUCCCAAAUUUAUUUUCUGAAACAGUUGACAGGUUUCUUUAAAUGAAAAAAGUAUAGUUUUCCAGCGACUAUUACGUUUGAGGCGUACGUGCGUUGCCGCAGCCGCACUCCUGCUUUUUUGUAAGGAAUUAAAUCGUCGCGCUACACUAGCACCACCUGUUAUCAACAUCCCGAACCAACAUGGCCGCCAGCAGACAGCCCGCGUCGACGAUAGAUAGCAGGACAACGCUGCGUCGGCCGCGGGCUGAGAUGCUAUACAUACGUGGCUUGGUAGGGUAUUCUGGUUAUUUUGACGCAAUCGGUGAUCGCAUCCGUACUUAUGGGAUAUCGUUUUAAAGAGAAUUCACACAUCUGCUCACAGAACUUAAGAUUUCGUUAAUAUAACCUGUCAUUUUCCAAUUAUACAGGUUUAAACACAAUUUUUAUGCUAUUUUUGUUAAUUUUUAUUUUUUGGGGGCCAAUAUAUGUCCAAUUCGGUUAUAGCGAGGAUAAAACCCGGAACCGUGACACCUCGCUAUAACGGGACUCUAGUGUAUUUUAAAGUAGAAAUCUAAUAUUUAUUCUGUCAUUACAACUUACUUAUUUAAUUAACGGAAAUACGAAGUUGUCUGAUGUGUAAAUUUUCUUUUAAAGACGUUUUCAAACGUUAUAACCUUUAUAUCUGCUCAUCUGCAUCGCCACGGUGUACUGCUUAUAAAAAUGUAGCCAGCGCUAGUUGGCAUCAUUCAUGUUUGGUUAUGUUGCUUCCCGUAUAGAGUGCCCACGUAGUCGAAUAUCGAUAUUGAUAUCUCGCCGAUUGCAUGCAACGCGCGCUCUCUGAUGGCCGGCACUCUUUCGUGGUGCAUACUAUGACGAUAGUUACCCGUUAGUUCAGGCUCGCAUUCACAUGUUGUUUUUCUAUUUAAAGUUGAAGAAAGGUUUUUGUUCCAUGACUUAUUAAUUUAAAUUGUUCGGCGUUCUCUUGCUCUUGUAUACUCCACUUUUUAAAUAAACAUACUUUUCAUGAAUGGGUUUUGUUUUUAUGAAUAACUUUAACUAACAGAAAAAAAUAAUUUUUCGCAUAAAAAUUAAAAUCGCACCCCCUACUUUUCAAACUUGAUUUUAGUAUAAAAUGUGGGACGAUUAUGUGAUAAAACACAGUAUGUCACAUAUGCAAAAAAAAGAAA